This is a messenger RNA of Plodia interpunctella (Indianmeal moth), 4658 nucleotides long. Its product is annotated as plasmolipin-like. The record is from RefSeq and is a predicted model, not a curated record. The transcript is spliced from 4 exons. NCBI's taxonomy places the organism in Eukaryota, Metazoa, Arthropoda, Insecta, Lepidoptera, Pyralidae. Bases 427 to 969 code for a protein of 180 amino acids. Gene Ontology annotation, cellular component: membrane.
GUCAUACGUGUAGAGUUUAUUAUGCCGUGGUGUCCAAGCAAAGCUUGUUUUGUUUUUGAUUUCUAAAAUAUAACUUUACUAUGAAAAUUAAGUAGGUACCUAGGUACUAAAGUUAUUAAGUAAAACGAAGUAGGUUAUUCUAGGUUUGUAGCGUCACGGUUGCGCUAUGAAGAUCCUAUAUUGCCCUAGAACACUAUGAAGUCGUCUCAUCGUCGCGAUCGUCGCCACAGCCAGCAGGUGUAAACAGACGAAAAUGAGUCAUUAAUGUUUUUAAGACGGAACGAAUCAGUGUGAUUGUCCAGUAUACGGGCGCGGGCGCGGCGUAUGCGCAUAUUCUUCAACUUAUCUAAGUAAUGUGCUGAUAACACGUCUCCGUAUAAAUUCAUCUCCAAUUAUUGGUGCUACCUAUUAUAUUUUUGGUCAAUCAUGGCAUACCCAAAUCAGCCGGCACCCCCUCCACCCCAGACGAUGGGCUCAUCGAACACAGUCUUCAUAACAGAGACGCGGUUUGAUCUGUCCUAUUUGACCACUCCUUCUGGGAUCAUCAAGGCAGUUAUCCUAGUAUUCAACAUUAUCGGCUUCAUCUGCAUCAUGUCUUCAGCCUUCCGAUCCAACGGGCGAGGGGUUUACUUCUGUAUAUUAGUCGUCUUCGCCUUCUUCUUCACCGGAGCCAUACUCAUCCUGUACCUGUACCAUGCGGUGGAGAAAUACCACAAUGUCAAGUGGUUGAAGAUUGAGAUGAUUGCGUACACCACAUUUGUGUUUUUGUAUCUCAUCGCGGCAACAAUUGCUGUGGCGUUUGGGUCGGCGGCGUAUUCAGCGGCUGGGUUCUUCGCGUAUCUAACCAUGGUGCUGUACGGGAUAGAUGCGUUCCUCAAAGUGCGGGCGCUCAAAGACGGUCAACUGGCGCAAGGACACAGAACGGUCACCAAGCAAGUUCACAUGGUCACCCCGCCCGCCUUGCCUUAGCAGGGCAAGUGGUAGGAUGAUGCGAGGAUAAGCCUGAAGAUAUAAUUUGUAUAUUUGUAAGUUGAAAUGUUUCAAAUCCUAUAAUAUUUAAAUCCGUAAGGAAAAUCAAACAUUGUGUUGCUAUAGUCAGUUUUGCAGCAACGCAAAGUAGUUUCUUGUAUUGUUGAGAGAUAUUAUUUCGACUGGUGUGGAAAACUUAUGGAAAAUACGUUAAUCUGACUCGACAAUAAGCCAAAGUGUGAAAACUUUUGUUUGUAUGUAAAUAAUAUUGAUGGCCACGUAUUGAUAAACAUUUUGUGGUAUAUUAUAUUUGUUAGUUAGCGACCCUCGGCCCUGUGUGCCCCGUAAGGGAUAAAGACUUAAUACUGACAAUAUAUUUGCCAACAGAGUGGAUCCAGUAUAUAUAUAUAUCUGUUGUUGUUUCAGUCUCAACAGAUCAUAAACAUGGCAAAAAUUAUUACAAACGCAUUUUUAAAGCAGUCUUUGUUCUUAAUCUACAAUACAAAAUCUAUUGAUAAUUGAGAUGUGGCUCAAAACCAAAGUCGUGUGGACUGACAUGAAUAUUUAAGUUAAAUUAGUCAUAAAAUAAAUAUAUAUAUUAUUAUUAUUAUCAUCAUCAUUCAAGGGACUUCGUGCAGAAGUCAUUAGGUGAAGAAUCUGGCUUUUAGUUGUUGUAAUAUAAAUGUGUAUUUAUUUACUAAAUGCACACUUAGACCGGCAGAUGACAUAAGAACUAUGUGCUCAUCGCUGUAAGUACAAAUAGUUUCACAAUAUAACUUUACGUUUGGCGUAUGUCGGGCACAGGCUAUUGGAGUGGCAUAUUUAUUGGCUCGACAAUUAAUUCUCGAAAUAUUAUGUAUGGAAGAUUUGACAGAUAAAAAGUUAACCAGAUUCUUUCGAUUAUUAUUAUAGGGGGGACAUAUCCUCCUAUAAUAAUCGAAAAAUAUAAUUCAUAUAUCUUUCUUUCUUUUCCAGUGUGUUGAUUUUACACACAGAAGACUUGAUCGCCUCACUCUGACGUGAAUUUUACACGUUUACUUAAACUGUUAACCAUAUUCAUACAUAAUAAAUAUACAUUAUUUCAAGAGUAGCAAACUUUGUAAUUUUGUAAUUAUCCUGGAAUUCCCACUCCAACUAGAUUAAAAUUUUCAAAUAUAAAAAAUAUUUAUUUCGAAUAUAUUCCUCAGUUACGCUAUAAGUAUUUACAAUCACGAAUUAUGAAUGCAUCAUGCUAAUCUCAAGGCUGUCACGCCGAUGUGAUUUGAAUUUAGAACGACGUGAUUGUUUUAUCUGUGGUUCCGAUGCAGUGCACUUUGAUUGUUUAGUUAUUUGAUAUUUUACUUCUAUUGAAAUGACAGCGAUAAACUCAAAAUUAAUCCUACUCGUGCCUCCUGGGUUCUUAGAUCAAUCUUGUUCUCAUGUAGGCUUUCAAUACUAAUAAAAAAACACUAUUUAUAACUUAUUUAUUAACUUUAUUUAUACUUCCAAAUUGGAACGUUUUCUGGAGUCGAGUCGAGACUAGAUGAAAGUAAGAGAUAGAAAACCAAUACAGUCACAAAACUCUCCAUUAACAAAACCAUAAAGUUGUACGAAUUACAUUUUAAAAUGGGUAUACCACAUGAAAGAUGCCGCACGAGCAAGUCUGCAAUUCUUGUUGCAUGUAAUGAACAGUGCACUAUUCAUGUGCAAGUACAAAGGCAACUUUUAAAAGUAGAGAUGAUUGAACCAUCUCAUUACCGCAUAUUUCUUGACGUCAUCUGCGGAGUCAGGGCCGAACUAAAUGACCGGUGGAGUGUAGGCUUGCAAGAUGCCUUAUAUAAAUAGUAUUUAUUUACAUUGAUUCUGAAAUUGAGGUUUAGUGUACAGCUAUUUCCUAAUGUAGCUUGUACUGGCAUCGUAGAUUAACAAAGAAUAUGCAACUACAAACGAUAAGCAACACACGAAUUGAGAAACGAAGAGAUCUAUUCAUCACUUAUAUAAAUGUAAAUAUCUGCUAAAUAUGUAUAUUCAGAUGUGUAUGACUUCAUAUUAGUUAUAUGAAAUGACUUAAAAAAUAUUUAUAGCGAAAAUUUUAUUAUUACCCACCUAUAUGUUAACAAGUCUAUGUGUAAAUUAUGUUUUGGUGUAAUAUUUAUAUUAACAGCCAGAUACUUUGUCAAAAUAUUAAAAGCGCGCCAAAUCCAAGAUGCGGCUCCAUUCAGACUUUACAUGGGACUGUGUAUUUUAAGAGAUCACGCCAGGCGUUUGGCGCCGCAUGGACCAAACACGCUAGGCGUUUCCUAGUUUCCAAUUAAAUAUGAUAGUUAUCAAAAAAUAUCGACAUUAUAAAUAAUAUUAUUUUUGACAAAUUAUUUGGAAGUUUGUAUAAAAUUGAUCAUUAUUAAGUAUUCAUAUUGUUUAUUUCUUGUUACCUCGUUGUGUACUUAUUUUUAGACGAAUAAGUUAAUCUUUUGUGAUAUAUGAAAUUAAUAUAGCAAUUUUAGUUCUAGGUUAACCAUAUUUAUUGAUUGGUGAUUAAAGAUUUAUACAUUUAGAUAUUUUAAACUCAAUAUUUAAUUGAAUGUUGGGUAAAAAUUAUAUUCUACACUUUAAAUGUUUGAAACUAAAACUUUUGCUUAUCAAUAUUUUAUUGUUGUGCCAAAAUCGGGCCUAUAUGUACCUAUAAUUUGUACGUAUAUCGUGAAUAAUAUUAUAAAUACAAAAGUGAGUUUGUUGUCAUCUCCUUGUUGUUACUUUUCUGGCAAAUAGAGACAGAGAGAGAGACAUAUGCUGAGAAGUAUGUUACCUGCAUAUGUACGGAGAAGGACAUAGGAUGUUCAUUCCGAAAAAAAGUCAGUUCUUGUAAAAAAUACAUGCGGUUGAAGCCGUGGGUAAAACUUAUAGUGAGAUAUCAUGUAACAGAAAUAGUUUAAUAUUUACAUUUGACAUAUUAAGCGCCCCCUAUUGGUAAAAAAUGUUACGGACCCUAAUUGACAACCAAACGAGUCUCAAUUUUGUAGUAGUUUAUUAUUGGUAAGAGUGUGCUCAUAAAUAUGUAACCGUCAAAUAAUGUUUCUCUUAAGGUAAUUUAACAUUUCGGAGUGUAGUUACACACCAGGUGGUAAAAAGGUGGGCUGGAAGCUUUAAGACUAAAGACUAGGUAGGCAAAUAAACUAGAUCGCGACUAGACUUCUGUUAGGCUAGAUUAACCUAUAAUCGCGAAUUGACUAAAUCGAAAUUGGACUAAGUCUCGGUUGGUCUACUUUUAUGCUAUACAGUCAGGUAGAUAUUUGUAUUUUAAAAAACAACCGACCAUGUCCUUUAUAAUCUUCAGGAUGAUUCUACCUUCCCCAAUCUCCUUGGCCCAAGUCUCGAUUUUUUAAUAAAGUUUCAUUCACGGCUGUGGCGCCCGAAGUUCGCAAUAAACUUUAACAUUUUGAAACACCAUAUCUCAUAGUCUAACAGGAUCUAAUCUUGUCAUCUCUCUGAGAAUUAGACGUAAAUCUUCCAACCCAGAAGGUGGCUAACGUUUUAUUUUUUCAAUCUGUAUUUAAUAAAUCAUAUUUUAUAAGCACGUGGUGCACUUUAUAUUGACACUUAUAUUAAUUAUAUUGUUAUAUUAAUGAAAUCAAGCAUUUUCUCAUCACAUAAUAUAUUUUUUCAACAUGUUCUAACUAUAUUUGUGUUUAAAAUAAAAUGCAUAAAUCGUA